UGUAUGUGCGCGUGUGUGUGUGUGAGGAGAAGCCCCCUCCGCCAGGCAGGCAGGCAGGCAGCACUCUCCAUCUGUACAGGCGCAGUGUGUGCAGCUCGGCUCCGCACUGAAUGGACUAGAUUCCCAGCCACGUAAGAAGCACAGCGGCACCACGGGAGAGAGGAUGUCCUGCUGAAUCAAGGGAUAGGCCUGGGAAAGUCGGCCGGCCGUCCCUUCCUUCCUUCCUUCCUGCCUUCCUUCCUUCCUUCCAGCAGCUUACAGCAGCAGACACACAAGACUGACGACACUUUUUCUUCCAUUGGACUAGACCAAGCGAAAGAGAGAGGACGUCGACUCCCGUACACAAAGAGCUACAUCAGUUUUUUUUUCUCCGGAUGGGGUUUUCUCCUUAUGUGGUAGAUGACAGUCGCCGUGCAUGGAUAUGAUCCUGGGGAACAAGGCCGUGCACUGACCUGGUACUAGUUAGCAAAGGAAGCUAACUAGUCAGCUUUGCACCUGCUAGCCAUCAUUUGUCUGUCGAUAUCGGCUGAAUUCAGCAGCUAUAAUAAGCUUGCAAAACUUGCUUUAUAUAUUUUUGCUUUCUGUAGUUUUUUUUCUGUGCCUGCAAGCUGUAUCCAAGUAAUUGUUUCCGUUUUAUGAAACGUGCCAUACCAUUAAACCGGCGAGAUAAGCUAGCAAACAAGCUGCGGGUAUAGCUCUUCAUUCAUUGUAAAAAGCUGACUUUUGUAGUCUUUGUUGCAGUUUUAUCGUCGCUGCUCGCACUGCUAAGGUUCAUGAAAUUGCAGCAAAAAGGUUUUCUGUCGACUCGGGUCAGUAAUUAUUCAAUUUUAGCCUGGCCUUAUCUCUUGAAUGGAAAACAAAGGGGGCAAAUGAACAGUUAAACUCUGCAAGAAAAAAAAUCAAAGACCCCUUCUUGUCUUAUGAAAAACAACGAGCCUCUAGCUUUGCCUGUUGAUAGUCUGCAGCAAGUUGGAGUUAAAUCAUUACUUUGUUUUUUUUUUUAAUUUCAUACGAGGUUAAUUUAAGUAUUGGACGAUUUGUGAUAUUGCACUGAGUCUGCAACAAAGUGGUGCCCUAAGUGAGAGGAGGAGGAGUAGAAGAACAAGGAGGAGGAAGGCCCCCGAUUUUGUGGAGCUAUUACACCAUUCCUCAUGAACAUACAGAGGUCAAAUCCAAUUAACAUUUCACGUUAUGGGAGAUCGCGGCACAAAUCGCACGAUUUCGAAGAAUUGUCUUGCUUAAGGACUACAGAGUCUCAUCAGAGUUUCAGUCCCAACCUCGGGUCCCCCAGCCCGCCGGAGACCCCGGACUCCUCGCACUGUAUCUCCCGCAUCGGGGACUACCUUUUGUUGGAGCCACUGGAGGGAGACCACGUUUUUAGAGCCGCCCACCUGCACAGCGGGGAAGAGCUCGUAUGUAAGGUUUUUGACAUUGGUCGAUACCAGGAAUCACUGGCAGCCUACUUUGCCCUGGGCCAGCACCAGCAUAUUAACCAAAUCCUGGAGAUAUUGCUUGGGGAGACGCGAGCCUAUGUGUUCUUCGAGAGAAGUUAUGGCGACAUGCACUCAUUUGUCCGCACGUGCAAGAAGUUGCGGGAGGACGAAGCUGCCAGACUCUUCUAUCAGAUAGCCUCGGCUGUGGCACAUUGCCACGACAACGGACUGGUCCUCCGUGACCUCAAACUGAGGAAGUUUGUCUUCAAGAAUGAGGACAGAAGCCUUGUGAAGCUGGAGAGCCUUGAGGACACAUAUAUCCUGGAUGGUCAUGAUGACUCCCUGUCAGACAAACAUGGCUGCCCAGCCUAUGUCAGUCCUGAGAUCCUCAAUGCCAACGGCAGCUAUUCGGGGAAGGCAGCUGACGUCUGGAGUCUGGGCGUCAUGCUGUAUACCAUCCUCGUGGGGCGCUACCCUUUCCAUGACGUUGAGCCUGGCUCUUUGUUCAGCAAAAUCCGCAGGGGCCACUUCAACAUCCCUGAGACGCUCACACCCAAGGCCAAGUGCCUGAUCCGCUCCAUUCUCCGCCGGGAGCCCGCAGAGCGCCUCACCUCUCGGGAGAUCCUGGAGCAUCCCUGGUUUGCCUCAUCCGGGGCUCUAGGGGGCGCUGCGGUACACGGUAGAGGAGAAAGAGAGCAGGAGCAGAUGGUGCCUGAGGUGAACAUGGAAGAGGAGCUGGAACAGUUCUUCAGCUGAGCAAACACCAAGCACAAACGGACGACUCCGCCACGGUCGGCUCGCCACGCUCACAGCAGAGCCAAAAACAGUAGUUUAGAGAUUAAUAGGUGAACAUUUGUCACUCAUAAUAAAGGUGUUUCCAUCCUGUUUCCUUUUCCACCAUUUCAUGGAAAACCUUGAGCCUGGCAUGACAAAUGGCAUCUAUACCGUCACCUGGUGUUGCACCUCCCAUUCGGGGACGUUGCCACCAGACAUGCAAGUUGCAAACAAUGUAGCAAAUGUUCUUUUGGAUCUGUUUGGUUUGAUGUGGUGCUCAUAACAGUAGACACAUUCACCGUUUUUGACACUAUGGGAAGCAUGAAGGGACAUAUGAACACAGGAAACCAAGGAGAACAAUUCAAGAUGAACUUACAAACUGCAACGCCACACCUUUUUCUUACAGAUUGUGUUUUUUUUUUUUUCGUCAUAGCUUUAGGUGGUACCAAUUUAAAGCCACAGAUCCAGGGUCAGAAAUCACAACCCCAUGUUCUAUUGUUAAACUUAAUACAAGGUGGUUAUCCCUGACCUGGGACCAUUGAGUAAGAAAUGGAGAAGCAUAGGCUUUUUCACAUCAUCAUAAUCAACAUAUUUGACCUCGUCUUUGUUUCAUGGUUAAGUUUUGUUUUUGUCAUCUCACAUUUAUCUCAAAUUUUACAUUAUAAAAAUUCUGACGUAGUCACUUAA
Messenger RNA from Thunnus maccoyii (southern bluefin tuna), 2894 nucleotides. RefSeq names its product tribbles pseudokinase 2 (gene trib2). The record is from RefSeq and is a predicted model, not a curated record. The transcript has 3 exons. Gene Ontology annotation, cellular component: nucleus. Gene Ontology annotation, molecular function: protein kinase activity; mitogen-activated protein kinase kinase binding; ATP binding. Lineage: Eukaryota; Metazoa; Chordata; Actinopteri; Scombriformes; Scombridae. The coding region runs from base 1152 to 2189 and encodes 345 amino acids. Gene Ontology annotation, biological process: regulation of MAP kinase activity; positive regulation of proteasomal ubiquitin-dependent protein catabolic process; protein phosphorylation.